AUGCCUUCGUCUCCCAAGCUGUUCCACGCGCGCCCAUAUUACUGGAACAGCCGUCGAUCGACGGUUUUGGUACUCUUUUCGCUCGCCGGGUUUGCGUGCCUCGUGUUCGGGCUCGUCGCGAUCUUUCGGGCCGGGCUGGGUAGCAGGUGCAGAUACGAUAAGCCUUUAUCGGAGUACGUGGUUUGGGAUAAAUCCUCGGGCGUUGGUACAAGUAAGAGUGGCGGCGUUUUCGGUGAGGCGCAAAUGCGUCACAAGGCGAUGGGCUUCGUGGGUAUUCAAACGGGGUUUGGGUCCGCGGGCCGUCGCCGGGCUUUUCGACAGACUUGGUUCCCCUCCGAUCAUGAGGGGUUUCAACGGUUAGAAGAAAGCACGGGUUUAGUCUUUAGGUUUGUAAUCGGUAGAACCGGUGAUGGAUCGAAGAUGGCGGCACUUAAGAAGGAGAUUACCACAUAUGAUGAUUUCCUGCUAUUGGAUAUUGAAGAGGAGUACACGAAUCUGCCAUACAAAACCUUAGCAUUCUUCAAAGCUGCUUAUGCUCUAUAUGAGUCUGAUUUCUAUGUCAAAGCUGAUGACGACAUAUAUUUACGACCAGAUCGUCUUUCCCUGCUCCUGGCCAAGGACCGUUCUCAUUCACAAACAUACAUAGGAUGCAUGAAAAGAGGUUCUGUGGUAACUGAUCCAAAGUUAAAAUGGCAUGAACCUUUAUCAUAUUUGCUCGGCAAAGAGUAUUUUUAUCAUGCAUACGGGCCAAUUUAUGCUCUUUCAGCAGAUGUUGUGGCGAGCCUGGUUGCUUUAAGAAAUGACAGUUUCCGAAUGUUUAGCAACGAGGAUGUUACCAUCGGUUCGUGGAUGCUCGCCAUGAAUGUGGAUCAUGAGCAUAGUGAGGACUUAUGUAGUACAGAGUGUACAUCUACUUCUAUUGCUGUCUGGGAUAAUCCCACGUGUUCGGGACUCUGCAAUCCGGAGAAGAAGAUGCUUGAACUUCAUAAGUUAGACAUAUGUUCCAACAGCUCAACUCUACCACCAGAUGAAGAUUAUGAUGAUAAUAAUGAGACUGAAGAUGAUUGA
This is a messenger RNA of Striga hermonthica, 1068 nucleotides long. The record is from the annotation of a GenBank genome assembly. NCBI's taxonomy places the organism in Eukaryota, Viridiplantae, Streptophyta, Magnoliopsida, Lamiales, Orobanchaceae.